AGACACAAUCAUUUCACAAUUCACUAGAGCCGAAGCCUUUGAAUUGGAAACCAGUUGACCCUAUCGAAGACGCUUCAUGCCCCCUUGAGAGGUGUGUUGACUCAAGAAAGAGUACCAAUUGUUGGGCGGUGGCAUCGAAGUCUAUUGUCAUUUGUUGAAGCGGGGACUGUAACAGUGCAUGGCUUCAAAAUCGUAUAGAAAAAACCAGUGUUUAAUACUGUGUACAGGUGUCCCGCAUUGAGUUGAACGAUGUAGGACAGGAUCGAGUGAAAGUGUUUCUCGCCUGUAACAGGUGUCGUUAUCUACGUUAGAUAGCUGUUGAUUACUGGUAGUAGCUAGAAGACUUAAUACCAGCGCACCUCUAACCAUCUGCUGUCCAGAUAGCUGUUCAAAAUGGUGUCGCCGGAGCGUGUACCAAAUAAUGUCAUCAACCCGUGUGUGAAGUAUACGCUAUAUGUUCUCAGCUUUCUCUUUUGGCUGGUAUGUUGGUGUGUAACUGGUAUAGGAAUCUGGGCCCUGGUGGAAAGAGGAGAUAAUGUGAAGGUCACAUCAUAUCUCGACUUCUUCACCGAUCCAGCCAUUGUCAUGAUCGUUGUUGGAGGUCUUGGUAUCAUUCUUAACUUUGCUGGGAUUGUUGGUGCCCUAAGAGAGAACUGCUGUCUUCUUACUUUUUUUUAUCUUUCAAUGAUCCUCAUCUUCAUCUUAGAAGUUACAGCUGGUAUUCUGGCUUUUGCUUUCAGUGGACAGUUUUUCACAGCAGUAGACGAGGUAGUAGAGCAAGCAAUAAUGAAUUACAGAGAAGAUGGAGAUACUACCAAUUUCAUUGAUUACGCACAAAGAACGCUGGAUUGCUGUGGUGGAGAUGGGGGCUACAGGGAUUGGACACUUAAUAGAUACUUCAAUUGUUCAGAUACUAAUCCAAGUAUAGAGCGAUGUGGUGUUCCAUACUCCUGCUGCCGGCCCGAGUCUCCAGAUGCUAUUAUCAACACUCAGUGUGGCUUCAAUGUACAAAUACAAACGUCAGCUGAAAUAGUUGAUGAAAUAUACGUCAUUGGCUGCGUAGACGGCUUCGUACUGUUUGUCAAUGAGAAGAGCUUGAUCGUUGGUCUCACUAUUUUUGGAAUUGCCCUUAUUCAGCUUCUAGUGAUGUUACUAGCCUUCAUCCUAAGCAGGCAGAUAGAGAAAGAAUAUGAGUUCUACCAAGAGUUCAAAAGCAAGAGCACCAAUGGACUUACUGGAAUAAGGACAGUGUCUGGGAACCAGUUUUAGGCAGUUGUAACCAGUUCAAACUGCCUUUUAGACUUUAGGGGAGCUUUUCAUAAUGCAUUUUUCAGGGUUUUUGUCUUUCAAAUUGGCUCUUGGCCAAUCAGAGGCAAGAAUUUCAAAUGAUUGUGAAAGUUGUCAUUGGUAAUCACAGAAAACUUGUAUUAUGAAACCCUCCCCAGCACCUUCAUGUAAAAAAUAAAAUGUAAUCUUAUUUAAGUAUUUUUUAAUGAGAGAACAAAAUUGUGCUCAGGGACCAGUAACACCAAGAUACACAAUCAAGUGAAAAUUUCAAACAUCGCUUCCAAUUGGCCUCAAGUGAACAAUAUGUUAUAAUCUUGAUUGCCUAUUUACAAUUGAUUAUGUACCUUUGUGGUACCAUACCAUGGUAUAUACUAUGAAUAUAUAUUUGUAAUUAGCUUGUAAUUUUUCAAGAUGCUGAGGUGAAGAUGAGGAUUUUUUUCAGAGCAUAAGGAAAACAUGGCUUCAAAUCCCAAUGUGGCAAUAUUCUUAUGCAAGACAUUUGACUUUGCCAGACCUAAUGUAGACGAAGUGAAGUGACACAUGGGUCCUCUUGCAAUAAAGUUACUGUUAUGGUAACUCUGCCAUUCAAUGGUAACUACCAUGGUAACAAUGUUCAACAACCAAUCAAAUUCAAGCAUUCCAUGAAAGAUACCUUUGGAUGACAAACUUACCAUAAUAGUAACUUUUAUGCAACAGGGCUUUGGAGGGUUUUUUCUGUAAAUAUAACAAAAUUAUUGCUGUAAUUGCUGAAGCUAGGUGGCCAAGAGAAUAUAUCCGAAAGACCCUAGGAGUACUUUGAAAUGUUAAUUCAUUAAACAAAUUAGCAAUUUAAUGGAUGUAAAAGAAUUGAAAUAUAAAUUCAUAACAAAGAUUUCAAAAGAGAUCACAUAGAAUGGCUUGUGACAAAUAAAAGAAUAAAAUUAAGUCAAGCUGUUGUUAAUUGAAGAUAUAAGUAUUUAUUUGAUAGUUGUAUAGCUUAAAAACAUCACUGGAUCAUAUAUAUGAUGUGGUCUAGUUAUUCUCAUAUUGAAGUUUGUGAAUUAUUAAUUAUUGGUACCCCAGAAGACAAAGACUUGGUUUGAACACCCCUUCCCAUUACCCAAACAUUCUGAAUUCAUAUAUUCAAGGGAAAUGGUUUGAAUCUUCCCAUUCCCCAAACAUUCUGAAUUCAUAUGUUCAAGGGAAAUGGUUUGAAUUUUGACCAUUUCAAGCUCUUGUUUUCAGAUAAUAUUUCUUAUUUUUAAAACUAAUUCAAUUUUGAGAAUGCUUUUUGUUCACUUUGACAAGGUGCCAGGUCUGCAUAUAGAAUGAUAGCGAUUUUAUGAUGUUCCACCUGGUGGGUGUUUCAUGAAAGUUGUCAGCACUGACUAAAUUGUCAGUGAUGACAAUUUCAGUGAAAUCCUUGGUUUUGAUAGGCUAAAGGCACUGGCCUCUGACUGUUACUAUGGUAACUGUCGGAGAAAGACAACUUGUCAGUGCUGACAACUUUCAUGAAACGGUCCCCUGUUGUGCCUUUGUUCGAAGUUUUACUUCUUUUGAAAUCUCUCAAUAUUUACCAAGCACAAAUUAUAUUAUAUAAAUGCACUAUUGUCUAUACACAUUCACUUGCUAAUGGGUAGAUUUAUUCCAGAUUAAGUACUUUGGAAUGAUCAGCAUAUACUGAUUAUAACUUCUUUCUGCACAAUUACAUUGCAGUUCUAAGAAAGACAUCAAAUUAUUUUCACCUACAUGUACCAUUUUAGUUUUCCUGUGUUUGAGUCAUGUUGUAAGAAUAUAUUCACAAUGAUGUAGAAUUAUUUUAAUUAUCUAUCUGACAUUUUGGCUGUAGCUAUAUUUAGUCAUGUGUUAUGUCUAAGAAGAGAUUAUGUCUAAAAAAUUCUUAGGAGUUUCAAAUUCAUCUACAUGUAAGAGACUUAUUAUGGUUACACUCAUCAAAUAUUUACCCGUUUUUGGAAACUAUUGUCUGCAUAACUGCAAGCUUCACCAGCCAUUUACUGUUAUUUAUAUCAUUACAUUGAUUAAACAUUCUACUCAGCGGCUGAGAAAGCUCCCAGAAUGUGUUUUUUUUUCUUGUGGUUUAGUUUUCUUGAAUGUAAAUUCUGGCUCAAACUUAAACAGGAAAGUAAACAGAAAAGUAAUUAUACUUCCGGAAGUGUGUUAUGAAUUUUUUUUGCAUAACUGAAUCAAAAUUUGUUCUGACUGUAUUAUUUAGAUAUUCUGAUAUAUUUUCUAUCAGCCAUAUUUCAUUAUAUAAAAAUGAACAUUUUUAUUGAAA
Messenger RNA from Lytechinus pictus (painted urchin), 3562 nucleotides. Its product is annotated as tetraspanin-33-like. Bases 394 to 1269 code for a protein of 291 amino acids. NCBI's taxonomy places the organism in Eukaryota, Metazoa, Echinodermata, Echinoidea, Temnopleuroida, Toxopneustidae. Gene Ontology annotation, cellular component: plasma membrane. The record is from RefSeq and is a predicted model, not a curated record. The transcript has 7 exons.